AUGCGGCGCGGCGGCGGCGGCGGCGGGAACGGCAGCGAGGGCGAGCCCGAGUGGCCGUGGCCGUGGCCGCCUUGCGACGAGCGGCUGUGCCUGGCGCUGCCCAUGUGGGUGCUCGUUCCCAUCACGGCCGUCUGUCUGGGGCUCUUCGUGCUCGGCGUGGCGGGCAAUGUCCUCACGGUGCUGGUCAUCCGCAGCUACCGCGACAUGAAGACCACCACCAACCUCUACCUGGGCAGCAUGGCCGUCUCGGACCUGCUCAUCCUCAUGGGGCUGCCCUUCGACCUCUACCGCCUCUGGCGCUCCCGGCCCUGGAUCUUCGGGCAGCUGCUGUGCCGCCUCUCGCACUACCUCAGUGAGGGCUGCACCUACUGCACCAUCCUCCACAUCACCGCCCUCACCGUGGAACGCUACCUCGCCAUCUGCUUCCCCCUCAAGGCCAAGGUGGUCGUCACCAAGCGCCGGGUGAAAGCCACCAUCGGCAUCCUUUGGGCCUUUGCCUUGCUCUCCGCCAGCCCCUUCUUCUUCCUGGUCGGCGUGGAGCAGCCCGACAACCACACUGACUUCAGCCGCGAGUGCAAGCCCACCCCGCAGGCGCUGCGGUCCGGGCUGCUGGCCACCAUGUUCUGGGUCACCACCUGCUACUUCGUGCUGCCCGUCACCUGCCUCAGCGUCCUCUACGGCUUCAUUGGCCGCGAGCUGUGGCGGAGCAACUCCCGCCUGCGGGGCCCCAGCUCGCUCCUCCGGGAGAAGGGGCACCGCCAGACAAUCCGGAUCUUGGCUGUGGUGGUUCUGGCCUUUGUUAUUUGCUGGUUGCCUUUCCACAUUGGCAGGAUCAUAUUUAUAAACACCCGGGACUUAAGGACGAUGCUGUUCUCCCAGUACUUUAAUAUAUUUGCACUGCAGCUUUUCUACCUGAGCGCAUCCAUCAACCCUGUCCUCUACAACCUCGUUUCGAAGAAGUACAGGGCAGCAGCCUGCAAGCUGCUGCUGCCACACCGAGCUGCAGGAAGGGCUUUCACAGUAACAAAAGACGCCGGGGGCUACACCGAGACCAGCGCCAGCACAAGGAACGAGUACACCACCAGCUUCUGA
This is a messenger RNA of Cinclus cinclus, 1092 nucleotides long. RefSeq names its product motilin receptor (gene MLNR). Gene Ontology annotation, biological process: G protein-coupled receptor signaling pathway. The transcript has 2 exons. Gene Ontology annotation, cellular component: plasma membrane. The coding region runs from base 1 to 1092 and encodes 363 amino acids. Gene Ontology annotation, molecular function: G protein-coupled peptide receptor activity. NCBI's taxonomy places the organism in Eukaryota, Metazoa, Chordata, Aves, Passeriformes, Cinclidae. The record is from RefSeq and is a predicted model, not a curated record.